Messenger RNA from Protobothrops mucrosquamatus (brown spotted pit viper), 1727 nucleotides. RefSeq names its product protein HEXIM1-like. Gene Ontology annotation, cellular component: nucleoplasm; nucleus; cytoplasm. NCBI's taxonomy places the organism in Eukaryota, Metazoa, Chordata, Lepidosauria, Squamata, Viperidae. The coding region runs from base 466 to 1542 and encodes 358 amino acids. The record is from RefSeq and is a predicted model, not a curated record. Gene Ontology annotation, biological process: negative regulation of transcription by RNA polymerase II; negative regulation of cyclin-dependent protein serine/threonine kinase activity. Gene Ontology annotation, molecular function: 7SK snRNA binding; cyclin-dependent protein serine/threonine kinase inhibitor activity. The transcript has a single exon.
UUAAUCUUUUUAUACUUUGAGAUGUGCAACUUUUCUACUGUGUGAAAAACAGGAGAAGUAGAGACUACAGGAAAAAAACCGGAUACUUCCACACUUCCCAGAAGGUAAUGAACAUUUAAAGACUAUUGAUGACCAAGACACCUUGCCGGUCUUUCUUUUCCUGCAAAGUUUAAUGUUUGUAACAGUCUAGAAAUUUAAGAAAGAGCAAGAAAGGCUUCCAGAUUAAUACUCCUGUUAACUAUUCUGCGAUUAAGCAGUAAGAGUUCUGUAAAGGCUUGCAAGUUGGGCUGAAGUGUUAAAAGUAUUUGAUUUCUCAGAACUUGUGAAGCUGGCAUUCCCAGCCCCAUCGCAAGGAACUGUCGGCUAAUUAAAUUCUCCCUCCUUCAAGAGAGGAGGGAGUCAACCCCUCGGACUUACUAGCCAACAAUCUUUUUCGGACUGAGGAAAUUGCUAAAAGCACCAGCUAUGGCUGAUGCUGCCCUCUCUGCCAAUCUGAGGCAACAGCGUAAUGGCAAAACAACUUUUCCCCCCUGCAGGGAUGCAGGUGGAGGAGAUAGUGGUGGAGGGGGACCUUUUGUUGGAUCUCCACCCACUAACCAGGAACUGCUCCAAGGAAGAGAGAUUGCCGAUAGAUGGCAGUCAAGAGAGGUGGUUAAGCAGGAUGGCAGGCCGGUCAAUACUGAUGUUUCCUUCCCUGGUAUAGAUUUCACAGUUCCUGUGAUUGGAGAAAGCCAAAGUCUGGGUACUCCGGGGAUUAAUCAGAUUGAGGACCAGACAUUUGGUGCAGCUGCAGACAUCCAAGAUGCAGGAGAUGAAGAACAGCCAGACCUACAGGAGCAGGGAUACUGUGGGCCUGUUGACCAGAGUUGCAGAUCCCAAUCUGGUGAAGAAGAGGAAAAACAGUUGGGCAAAAAGAAACACAGAAGGCGCCCUUCAAAGAAGAAGAAACAUUGGAAGCCUUAUUACAAACUCAGCUGGGAAGAGAAGAAGAAGUUUGAUGAGAAGCAGAGUCAACGGGCUUCCAGGAUGCGGGCAGAGAUGUUUGCUAAAGGACAGCCUGUUGCACCAUACAAUACCACACAGUUUUUGAUGGAGGAUCAUGAUCAAAAAGAACCAGAUUUGAAAACAAGCCUUUACCCCAAAAGAUCUGCCACCAAGUCAGAUGAAACCAGUGAGGAAGACUUUGUGGAAGAGAAGGAUGGGGGUAGUGAUGGGAUGGGAGGGGAUGGUACUGAAUUCCUUCAGAAGGAUUUUUCAGAGACAUAUGAGAGAUAUCAUGUAGAGAGCCUACAGAAUAUGAGCAAACAAGAGUUGAUCAAGGAAUAUUUGGAGUUGGAGAAAUGUCUUUCCAGAAUGGAGGACGAGAACAAUCGCCUACAGAUGGAGAACAAGAAAUUUGCAGGGGACUCAACAGAGGAGGACCCCAGGGUAAGUCAGUUAGUACAGGAACUGGACAGGUUGAGAGCUGAGAACCAGAAACUCUUGAAAGAAAAGGAACUUGGCAGAGAACAGGAGAACAAUUUCUCUAAACUGGGAGAAUGAAACAACAUUUUCUGAGGACAUAAGUGGAAUUGGACAGAAACCAUCCCAAGAUGCUGUAUUCAUAUUGUGGGGUGCACAUGUGUAUGUGUGUGUGUGCACACACACAUACACACAUAUAGAAACAGGACUUUUAUGUGAUUUAAUCAGAAUAAAUUCACAAUCUUACACUGUUUUUGAAGAUAGUU